CGCCGGGCCCCGAGAGGGAAGGCGCUCGCCGGCAGCCAUGGAGCUGGCGGACGGCGUGGUGUACCAGGAGGACCCCGGCGGCCCCGGCCCCGCCAUGAUGUCGGAGCGGGUGUCGGGGCUGGCGGGCUCCAUCUACCGCGAGUUCGAGCGGCUCAUCGGGCGCUACGACGAGGAGGUGGUGGCCGAGCUGAUGCCGCUGGUGGUGGCCGUCCUGGAGAACCUGGACUCGGUGUGCGCCCACAGCCAGGAGACCAGCGUGGAGCUGGAGCUGCUGCGGGACGACAACGAGCAGCUCCUCACGCAGUACGAGCGGGAGAAGGCGCUGCGCAAGCAGGCCGAGGAGAAAUUCAUCGAGUUUGAAGAUUCUCAAGAACAAGAGAAAAAGGACUUACAGACCAGAGUGGAAGCAUUAGAAUCGCAAACUCGACAGCUUGAAUUAAAAGCAAAAAACUAUGCUGAUCAAAUUAGCAGACUUGAGGAGAGGGAGGCAGAACUCAAGAAAGAAUACAAUGCGCUUCACUCAAGACAUACAGAGAUGAUUCACAAUUAUAUGGAGCACUUGGAAAGAACCAAACUUCAUCAGCUAACAGGGGGCGAUCAGCUAGAAUCCACAACGCACAGUAGAAUUAGAAAGGAGCGUCCGAUAUCACUGGGCAUCUUCCCAUUACCUCCAGGAGAUGCACUACUUACACCUGAAACUCAGAGAGAAGCGGGGGAAACACCUGGGUCAGAGCACUGGAAAUUCCACGAGCUAAGCCAGCCACGGUCCCACACAAGCCUAAAGGAUGAGCUCUCUGAUGUUAGCCAAGCAGGCUCAAAAUCUACUACUCCAGCAUCCACAGCUGCUUCAGAUGUACCUGUGCUGCCUGCUGAAACUCCUCAAAAGGAAGAUGUUGAAGGGCUUGCAAAGGACACAGAUAUGCCGAAUGAGAAGCUGGACGUAAGCAAGAAUAUUGAAGUACAGGUAGCUCAAGAGACAAGAAAUGUGUCCACUGGUGGAAAUGAAAAUGAAGAAAAAUCUGAAGUUCAGGCAAUCAUUGAGUCAACUCCAGAGUUGGAUAUGGAUAAAGAUCUCAGUGGAUAUAAGGGUUCCAGCACUCCUACCAAAGGCAUAGAGAACAAAGCGUUUGACCGUAAUACAGAGUCACUCUUUGAAGAGCUGUCAUCUGCUGGUUCUGGCCUAAUUGGAGAUGUGGAUGAAGGUGCAGAUUUACUGGGAAUGGGUCGUGAGGUUGAAAACCUUAUUUUGGAAAACACUCAGCUGUUGGAGACAAAAAAUGCACUGAAUGUAGUGAAGAAUGAUUUGAUAGCAAAGGUGGAUGAAUUGACCUGUGAGAAGGAUGUACUGCAAGGUGAAUUAGAGGCUGUAAAACAAGCAAAACAAAAGCUUGAAGAGAAGAAUAAGGAACUGGAAGAAGAGCUGAGAAAAGCUCGUGCAGAAGCAGAGGAAGCAAGACAGAAAGCUAAAGAGGAUGAUGAUAGUGAUGUCCCCACCGCUCAGCGGAAGCGUUUUACUCGUGUUGAAAUGGCCCGUGUUCUGAUGGAAAGAAACCAGUAUAAAGAGAGGUUGAUGGAGCUUCAGGAAGCUGUCCGAUGGACUGAGAUGAUAAGAGCAUCAAGAGAAAAUCCAGCCAUGCAAGAAAAGAAGAGAUCAAGCAUUUGGCAGUUUUUUAGCAGGCUCUUCAGUUCAUCUAGCAAUACAGCUAAGAAACCAGAACCUCCUGUCAAUGUUAAAUAUAAUGCUCCAACCUCGCAUAUUACUCCAUCAGUCAAGAAAAGAAGCAGCACCUUAUCUCAAUUACCGAGUGACAAAUCUAAAGCCUUUGAAUUCCUCAGUGAAGAAACUGAAGCCAGUUUAGCCUCACGCAGAGAGCAGAAGAGAGAGCAGUAUCGCCAAGUGAAAGCACAUGUUCAGAAAGAGGAUGGUAGAGUGCAAGCAUUUGGCUGGAGUCUACCUCAGAAGUACAAACAGGUGGCAAAUGGUGGCCAGGGUGACAAUAAGAUGAAGAACUUGCCUGUACCUGUUUACCUGAGACCUUUAGAUGAGAAGGAUACCUCUAUGAAGCUAUGGUGUGCUGUAGGGGUAAACCUCUCAGGAGGGAAAACACGAGACGGCGGGUCUGUGGUUGGUGCUAGUGUAUUCUACAAUGAUGUGACUGGUAUGGAUGCAGAUGGCAACAAGCAGCAAACAGGAUCGCAAAGUAGCUUAGACAGACUAGACCAAGAGCUCAAGGACCAGCAGAAGGAGCUGAAACAUCAGGAAGAAUUAUCCAGUCUAGUUUGGAUCUGUACUAGCACGCAUUCUGCUACCAAAGUUAUCAUUAUUGAUGCUAAUCAACCAGGAAAUAUUCUGGACAGUUUCAUUGUUUGCAAUUCUCAUGUCCUUUGUAUUGCUAGUGUACCAGGGGCAAGGGAAACAGACUAUCCUGCAGGAGAAGAAGGGUCUCAAGAAGCAGAUCCUAGUCAAAUGGACAAGUCAUCUCUGUGUGGAAGUAUGACUAGCAACAGCUCUGCAGAAACCGAUAGCUUGCUAGGAGGAAUAACAGUGGUUGGCUGUACUGCAGAGGGUAUCACAGGAGCACCUGUAGCUCAUGAUGCAAAUGGUGGCUCACCAAUGACAGAUAAACAGUCAGAUAUUGCAACUGAAAGUAAUUCAGUAGAUGAGAACAUUCCAACAGCAGAGGAGGCAACAGAAGCAACAGAAGUCAAUGCAGGGACAGGAGAAGACACAGCUGAUAUUGCACAAACUGGAGUCUAUACAGAGCAUGUCUUUACAGAUCCUCUGGGAGUGCAGAAUACAACAGAGGCGUCUCCAGUGUACCAACCUAGUACUGAGUCAGAGUUAUAUAAAGACAUCGCAGUUUUGCCAAAUGAGCAAGAUCUAGUGAGAGAAGAAGCACAGAAAAUGAGUAGCCUUUUACCGACAAUGUGGCUUGGAGCACAAAAUGGAUGCCUAUAUGUUCAUUCGUCAGUGGCCCAGUGGAGGAAAUGUGUUCAUGCCAUUAAACUUAAAGAUUCUAUUCUCAGUAUUGUACAUGUAAAAGGAAUAGUAUUAGUUGCACUAGCUGAUGGAACACUAGCAAUAUUUCACCGAGGAGUUGAUGGUCAGUGGGAUUUGACGAACUAUCACCUCUUAGACCUGGGCCGGCCACAUCAUUCGAUAAGAUGCAUGACAGUGGUACACGACAAAGUCUGGUGUGGCUACAGGAACAAAAUCUAUGUUGUCCAACCAAAGGCCAUGAAAAUAGAGAAGUCAUUUGAUGCACACCCAAGAAGAGAAAGCCAAGUGAGACAGCUAGCAUGGGUGGGUGAUGGGGUAUGGGUGUCUAUUCGUUUGGACUCCACCCUGCGUCUCUAUCAUGCACACACGUAUCAGCAUCUACAAGAUGUGGACAUUGAACCUUAUGUAAGCAAAAUGCUAGGUACUGGUAAACUGGGAUUCUCAUUUGUGAGAAUCACAGCUCUUAUGGUGUCUUGUAAUCGUUUAUGGGUAGGAACAGGAAAUGGUGUCAUCAUCUCCAUUCCAUUAACAGAAACUGUAAUCCUCCACCAGGGACGUUUACUGGGGCUGAGGGCUAAUAAAGCAGCAGCAAGCUCCGGAAACCGUCCGGGGAGUGUAAUACGUGUAUAUGGCGAUGAAAACAGCGACAAAGUGACUCCGGGAACAUUCAUACCAUAUUGUUCAAUGGCACACGCGCAGCUUUGCUUCCAUGGGCACCGUGAUGCUGUUAAAUUCUUUGUCGCAGUACCUGGUCAGGUUGUUUGCCCACAGAGUAGUGGUGGAACAGAGCUAACAGCUGAUAAACCGGCCCAAGAGUCCUUCAACCAGAGCCCCUUAAAAUCAAUGUUGGUGAUAAGUGGUGGAGAAGGAUAUAUUGACUUCAGAAUGGGUGAUGAAGGUGGAGAAUCUGAACUCCUUGGAGAAGCUCUACAACUUGAACCUUCCGUAGCCAAAGCUGAGAGGAGUCACUUGAUAGUGUGGCAAGUAAUGUGUGGCAGUGAGUGAGCCUGUAGGAUGCAGCUGGAGACCUUAAAG
Messenger RNA from Gymnogyps californianus (California condor), 4036 nucleotides. RefSeq names its product sperm associated antigen 9 (gene SPAG9). Lineage: Eukaryota; Metazoa; Chordata; Aves; Accipitriformes; Cathartidae. The coding region runs from base 38 to 4006 and encodes 1322 amino acids. The record is from RefSeq and is a predicted model, not a curated record. Gene Ontology annotation, biological process: vesicle-mediated transport. The transcript is spliced from 30 exons. Gene Ontology annotation, molecular function: JUN kinase binding; kinesin binding; signaling receptor complex adaptor activity. Gene Ontology annotation, cellular component: cytoplasm.